AUGCGAGGAAAUAGAAAGUGGGGAAAUCUUGGUGGAUGGACCGAUAACUCUCCUAAAGAGGAUACAGAGGAAUUCAAUUUCAGUGAAGAGGACUGGAACCAGUUAAAUAAAAUGAUUGGGUAUAAGGAGGGUGUUAUGGUAGCUACUGAUUCUCGGGCUAGUAUGGGAGGAUAUAUAUCAUCACAGUCUGUGAAGAAAAUUAUUGAAAUUAAUCCGUACAUGCUUGGGACAAUGGCUGGAGGUGCUGCUGAUCGCCAAUUUUGGCAUAGGAAUCUUGGCAUCAAGUGUCGCUUGCAUGAGUUGGCAAAUAAAAGAAGAAUUUAUGUAACAGGAGCCUCUAAGUUACUUGCAAAUAUUUUAUACUCUUAUCGUGGAAUGGGAUUAUCUGUCGGUACCAUGAUUGCUGGAUGGGAUGAAACGGGUCCUGGUCUAUAUUAUGUUGAUAGUGAAGGUGGAAGACUUAAAGGCACUAGAUUCUCAGUUGGAUCUGGUUCACCAUAUGCUUAUGGUGUAUUGGACAGCGGGUACAAAUAUGACAUGUCAGUUGAGGAAGCUUCUGAACUGGCUCGAAGAGCAAUUUAUCAUGCAACAUUUCGUGAUGGAGCUAGUGGUGGAGUUGCUAGCGUUUACUACGUGGGACCAACUGGAUGGAAGAAAUUGUCUGGUGAUGAUGUUGGUGAACUUCACUACCAUUACAACCCGGUUACCCCUAGCACCGUGGAGCAAGAAAUGGUUGAGGCAGCUGAACCUUGA
Vicia faba (fava bean) is the source of this 753-nucleotide messenger RNA. Lineage: Eukaryota; Viridiplantae; Streptophyta; Magnoliopsida; Fabales; Fabaceae. The record is from the annotation of a GenBank genome assembly.